AUAAGGUUUAUUAGUUACAGCUAUAAUCUAUUGUAUAAAAAAAAGCAAUCCGGAAGCAGUGUCUACGAAGACCGCAGGUACAUGGUACCAUUUUCCGCAUUGUGCAUCCAUUAAAAAAGGGUGCGGGACAAUUGGUCGCACGGCUAGCGCAUGCGCGACUAAUAAACGCCCUUUAAGCAUACAUGUGACUUGGAUGCGGACAUUUCUCGGGAGUAUCUGUCUGUAUCUAUAUAUGGUAGUGAGUGGUAUCAAUUAAGAAACUGGGUUAAAACAUUGACUUAGCUUAUUAUUUACCGGAAGACGUACAGAAUGCCAUGAGGGUGAAUGACAUAGCCCUAAUACAUUUUAAAUUCUGAUUUCUAUGAUUUUUAAAUUUAAUUCCUCGAUUGUUAUUAUUAUUAUUAAUGCUCUUUAAAUGACCGAGUGAGUAGUGGGUAGUAACGCCAUUUUUAGUUACACUAACAAAAAGUCCAUUAUUUGCCCAAGAUCUCAGAAAGGGAGUUAGCUUCUAAAGGUCACGCAUUUUUUUUUCCACUUUUGAUACAAACUCCAGAUACGUGAGUGUAAUGUACAAUAAAUGGUUUCUGACAUUCUGAACAACUAAAAUAUGUGUGUCACGUCAAAACAAUUAGCGUGCAUUGAAGUCUAGUACGCAUAUCCGUGCUUACUAAUUGCCAUUCGAAAGGCAUCCCAAUGAUGUGCCACGGUUGCUUGAAAAAUCUGUUUAUACUUAUAAUGAGAAUACCUAACUUGUGCUAUUUAGGAUGACAUUGAAUGAGUAGGCGCAUUCUUUGCAGGAGAUCAUAUUCAUGCUGCACAUGUGUGAGAUUCUGGAGGUUAUUUUAAUGCGUGAAUAAAAACGGUAGGUAGGUAGGCGGGUGGGUAAAACGGAUUGUGAAUAUUCAAAAUUUUGACCAUUUCAAAUUUCAUCGAUAAGGUUUUGAUGUUCUGUGAUAUUUCCAACCGGCAGACAGACAGACAGACUGGUUUGAAAUUCGUGAUUUUCAGAUUUGGAGUUAUAAAAACAAAAAGAUUGAUGCUUGGACCAUACUGUGUAUAGAUUGGAAAAGAUGCCUAUGAUUACAAUUGAAAUAAUCUCCGCUAGACAACAGUUUAGAAAAAUGGAAUUAGUAACAAAAGAUAUUUGGAAGAAAAAGAGAAAGCACUUACUUUUCUUCGGAUAAAAUAGGAAUCGUCGACUAUCAACUACAACUACAAAUUCAUAUAAAUGGCAUCUGGUAACAACAGUUCUAUCAUUGAAGAAGAGGGCGAGUUCUAUAUAAACUGCAGCGGGGUCUUUUCUAAUGGAAAUGCCACAGACGAACGGAUAGCACUCCUUUAUAAACAAUACAUUCCACCGAUGUUAAUAUUCUGUCUGGCUUCAGUUAUUAUUAACAUAAGGGUCUUACUUUCCGUUCGUUGGGUUCGAAGGCCCUUAUCUCCUACUCUUCACAUAAGCCUAAGUUUGGCAGCGGCCGACGCGUGCACUUCAGCACUAUUAGGAGUUGGUCUGUUCAUAAACAGCCUUCUGCCAAAAAUUAACAUCAGCGUAUCAUGUUUGGCCACAUAUACAUUGGAAAUGUUUCGACUUAGUGGCAUUAUCAUCACCGUUGUACAUUUGCUGGCUCUAAGUGUAAACCACUAUUUGGGGAUUUUAAAACCCCUACAUUACCCUUCGAUAAUGACAUCAGGCAAAACAAGCAUCGUCGUCAUGUUCCUCUGGAUCGUUCCUAUCCUAUUCAUAGCCACCUAUUUCUUGGUCUACAAGUAUUACGAAAAUUGUCACACAAUUACCUUCAUGACGUCGUUAAACUUUAGAAUGUUCUUCGCGUCAUUAUUUAUUAUUCCAUUGAUUCUAAUGAUAUUUUGCUACACCCACAUCCUGAUAAUUGUCAAGAGGCAACAGAAAGUUUGGAGUCAAUUAAGAAGAACUGGCAGCAGUCGAUAUCGUGCAAAUCGCGGAGUGAGCUCUCAGCAACGAGAAAUGGAAGGAAAUUUGAAAGCCAUAUAUACGACUCUUUUAAUACUCGGAUCCUGCAUGAUCGGUUGGUUACCCGCUAACAUCAAUUUCCUCAUAAUCUGCAGAAGUGGAUGUAUUAUAAGUGGCGAAAGCUAUGACAGUUAUGCACAAUGCUACAAGGAAUUGUUCUUCUACAUUAAUUGGACGGUCAAUAUGUUAAUUAUAUUGAAAACAAUGGCAAACCCUAUCAUUUACUCAUACCGAAUGGCAGAAAUAAAGGAAGGCACGCGCCGCAUGCACUUAGCUAUUUCGCAACUUUUCUGUAGACGCAGUUCAAUUAGUCGGACGGAAACUUACAUUUCAAAUUCGCAACGAUCGCAAUAUGGAUCAAGUCGAACAGGAGCUACAGGUGGUGCUGUUGGAGGCUCCGCGACCGCUUUCUGUCGAUUUAAUGGCAAUUCAGCUCAUCAUCACCGGAUCAUUAGUAAAAACGAACUUGCCAAUACGCUCUUGUAAUUGAUUGGAUACUUUACAUUUAUUCGCACAAAUAAAAUUUCACUUAUUAAACCGACAGUGAAGUUGAUCUAUUAUGAUCAACUACGUACGUAUGAGGGAAAUUGCCUGAGGAAAUGCUUAUAAGUCCGGAAGUACAGGAGGAAAUGAUGAUAUAAAAAGCUAAAAACUACCUAAAAACGAAAAAGGUAAUGAAAAAAGUCCAGAAACAGCAAUUCUACAUAUUGAUCAGUUAUCUAGACGGAAUUGUUUAUGUCUAUCAAUUAUUGUUUACAUAUUCACUCAACUUUCUGAAAAUUUAACCACC
This is a messenger RNA of Agrilus planipennis (emerald ash borer), 2780 nucleotides long. Its product is annotated as trace amine-associated receptor 6-like. Gene Ontology annotation, molecular function: G protein-coupled receptor activity. Gene Ontology annotation, biological process: G protein-coupled receptor signaling pathway. Bases 1229 to 2476 code for a protein of 415 amino acids. The record is from RefSeq and is a predicted model, not a curated record. The transcript has 9 exons. Gene Ontology annotation, cellular component: membrane. NCBI's taxonomy places the organism in Eukaryota, Metazoa, Arthropoda, Insecta, Coleoptera, Buprestidae.